GAGGGACAUGGAGAUCAGAAAAUAUUAUGACCUUAAGCACAUUGGUGAUGAGGGUCACGAUCACCAACGUCAUGGAGGCCAUACUUGAGUCGGCCUUUCAGUUAAUUCUGCAGCUGUAUAUUGUUGGGACGCAUUACACUGAGCUGGACCAGGUGGUGUCCCGCGCCAUCGCCUGUACAGUGUUCACUCUGGCACACACGUGGAAGGUGUUUGUGGUGUUGGGUGUACACUUUGUGAUGGUGCUGGUAUUUAAACUCAAGCUGGAGGAGAGGUAGAAGGCCGGCCGUCAGAGAGCCUGCGCACCAAGACAGCUGGAUUGUGGGUGAGGACAGAGUAUCCGAAAGGGUGGAGGGGGGCUGGCCAGUGUGAUAGGGGGCCUCACACCCUCCACCCAUUACCUGGUGCAGGUGACUGCUUACAACUCUGCUAGGAGCUACUCCAGGGCUACUCUACCACCAUCCCCCUUCCUGGAGGCCCCUCCUCCCCUGGGUUAGUGAUGCCCGGGGUGGCCACGACAGAUGUGAGGGUCCUGCUCCCCAUGGUUGCCUCCUGCCUCGCCCUGCUGGCCGCUCUUGUCACUGUUUGUGUUUGCGUCAGGAAGAAGCCCCCCAUGCCCCUCCAGCAGGUGUCCAGGGAUGGGAACAAAGUAGGUGUGCAGGAGAACAAGGAUAACCACAAACACAGGGAGCAGUUUUAUGCCACAGUGUGCAAGAUGUCACCCCACAGGGACCCCACUGCUGUUGACCGAAUCCCUGGUGAGUGGCAGGCAGGGUGGCAGAGUUAUGUGGGAUUUUAAAGGGUAACUAAACACCAGUGCAUCUUUACGUUCUUGUAUAAGUGCAUGGAGAGGAAAACAAAGUGUGCAGUGUAGGUUUAGCAAAAGUGACAGUCUCAGUUGUGUUUUUAAGGGAUAACCAAGCAGUGUCACAUCUUCAGGUCCUUCCUUCAGUGUUAGGGACAAGUUUGAUCCAUCAGGGAAGAGAUGGCAUGGCAUAUUUAUUUCAUUUUAUUUUUUGUCUGUAGAAUAAUUACACUAGGCUACGCAAUGACAGACAUGAUUCGUAGCGUUUGUAAAAGGCAGACGUGUGUUAUGGUGGCUGAAGAACCUGUGGGAAAAAAUUAACUGUUUCCAGGGAGGCAAAAAUACUGAAAAUGAACUAAAAAAUGUUGUUUAUAAGAUUUUAUGUGUUUUAUAAAUAUUUCCUGUGUGUGUGUGUGUGUGUGUGUGUGUUUGGGAAAGAGGUACACUGGAUAAAAUGGCAAUUCACUCCUUGAAAUAUUAUGUUACAUGUGACCCCAUUGAACUGCCUUAGCAUAAACAACCAUUUGACUUGUUUCCAAUGGUGAGAAAUAAGAUGCGAGAGAAACUUUCAGUCUUCUCAGCCUUCUGAUGACCCAUGACUGGUGGAGGGUUGGUGAGGGGCACACACACACGAGAAAAUCACUGCAGCGUAUCAGGGAGCAGGCAGAGACAUUAGAUAUUACAAGUGGUGUGGCAGACAGUGUUUAUGUCGUCAGCUGGCGGUGGAUGGGUGAGCAGCGGCCGGCCAGUUGGACUUAGUAUGUAGACAUCUACCCGUAUGCAACCUUCCAAAUGAACAACACACAACAACAUCAACAACAACCACAACAACAACAAGCAUCACAGCAACAACCAGUCACAGCCACCACAACUGCCACCACCACCACCACCACCAACAGCAGCAACAACCACAGCCAAAACAGCAACAACAACAACAACAAAAAUUAGGCCAGACACAGUGACCUUGCUUACAACAACAACAACAACAACAACAACCCCACCACAACCCUUCCCACAGCCACUACCAGCCAUGUAAGCAAGAGAACUCAUCCUUCAGGCCACGCUGGGUUCCUAACGACAGGUGAGGUGGAGCAGGCGGCCUCCUCCAUGCGCGAUGGAGGGCUGUCACUCACUGCCAGAUGUGUCGUCAGUAUUGAUGUCUUUCUCGUGACAUCCCGCCCGUGAGGCACUGAACAGAGGGCAUGCAGCGUGGUGUGCCCGGGAGGAGGCGCCAACGUGGAGGAAUGUACAUAUGCAACAACCGCAGCCACACUGCAGUACUCUUGGGUUAACCCGACGUCGAGGAGUUAAGAGCAAAGGAGCAGCAUGGUUGGG
Scylla paramamosain (green mud crab) is the source of this 2137-nucleotide messenger RNA. RefSeq names its product myb-like protein AA. The coding region runs from base 497 to 796 and encodes 99 amino acids. NCBI's taxonomy places the organism in Eukaryota, Metazoa, Arthropoda, Malacostraca, Decapoda, Portunidae. The record is from RefSeq and is a predicted model, not a curated record. The transcript is spliced from 9 exons.